This is a messenger RNA of Drosophila navojoa, 4120 nucleotides long. RefSeq names its product stoned B (gene stnB). Gene Ontology annotation, biological process: regulation of endocytosis; endocytosis. NCBI's taxonomy places the organism in Eukaryota, Metazoa, Arthropoda, Insecta, Diptera, Drosophilidae. The record is from RefSeq and is a predicted model, not a curated record.
AAGCAGAAACAACAAACAGAGAAGAUGGCCAAUCCGUUUUUAAUGGACGAUGACCUGGACGGUGGCGAUGUGGCCGUGAAUCCAUUUCUAAUGCAAACCGAACCGGAGGCGGCUGAGUCGGAGAAUCCAUUCGGUGAGUCGGCCUCAAAUCCUUUUGCCUUUGGCGGCGAUGAGCUGGAAACGGAGGCAGAGCCAGUGGCUGACAUCGAUCCAGCCAUGAGCUUCUUUGGCACCACCAUUGAGGCCGAGGACGAUGCGCUUAGCUUGAAGUCGGCAGCCGAGGAAGACGAUGAGGGCAAGAAGGGUGCUGCGCCCCCUCCACGCCCACAGCCACCACAAAGCACACAGGAUCUCAUAAACACCGUCUCCAAUCAACUGGACGAGACAAGCUCGGAACUGUUGGGCCGAAUACCGGCCACCCGCUCACCCAGUCCCGUGUCCAUGCGGGAUCUGCACUCGCCCAGCCCCACGCCCGACUCCGGGCUGGCCGAUCUGCUCGAUGUGGACGUGGAUGUGUCGGACAGUGGCUCGAGUGCCCAUAACCAAGCUAUUGAGGCCGAUCUGAUGGGCGGCAGCAACGGUGCAGCUCCGGCAGUUCCAUCGCCGCUCGACAAUCCCUUCGGCGUGCCAACGGCGGUGCCCAGCCUGCAGGGCAUGGCGCCCGUGUCCUCGCCGGCCAAGCAACAGCCACCGCGCCCGCCACCGCCACGCCCGGUGCCACCGCGGCCAUCGCCGCCAGCCCACAUGCAGGGCCAUGGUCAACAGCAGCCCGUGCCGCCGCAGCGUCCGCCGCCACCAUCGGCGCAGCCGGCGGCCGAGGCAGAUGAUCUGCUGGACAUGUUUGGCAGCACCACCAGCAAACCGGCCAAGCCACCGCCACCCAAGACCAAAGAGGACAUACUUAGCCUGUUCGAGCAGCCAGCGGCGGCGCCAGCGCCAGCCCCCAAGCCGGACCUGCUCAACGACGAUCUGCCGGAGGCGCAGCCGCGCGAUGAGCCCAUAUUCAGCUCGUUGCUGAUUCGACCCGAUGACAGCACCCAUGACAUUACAUCACAGCCGCAGUCUGCUGCCGGGACGCGCAUAGCAGCUCCGCAGGAGACACCGCAGAGGCAGCGAGCACCGACGCCGGAUAUUGAGAUUACCACAGUGGAGGACUUGCCACGAUCGGAUGAUGAGGAUGAGCCGGAACCAGCACCAGUUGAGCAGCAGAAACCAGCAGCAGAUGAAGAGCCCGAGGCCGAGCGUCAGCCCGAGCCGGAAUCAGAGCCGGUGCCGGAGCCCGUGCAGCCACAGCUCGAAUCGGAGCCGCCACGGGAACCGCAACCGGAGCCGGAGAUCGAACAGCCAGCUGCCAUUGAAUCGGAUCAUAGUCCACCCACAGAGUCGCCGGCCACAGCACAGGCCGUGCCCGAGUCUAUCAUGGGCCUGGGCAACGACGAGCCGGAGCAAAUGGACACUGGCCUGGACUUUCCUGGCCUGGCCAGUGGUCAGCUGUCGGCGAAUCCCUUCGCCAGCCCCGAGGAGGAAGACGACUCCAGCUUUCAGCCGCCAGCGGCCAUGGUCAGCAAUAUCUUUGCCGUGGACGAGCCCGAGGUGGAGAUGCCGCCAGAGGUGCAGCCGCGCGCCGUGCCUCCGGUUCCGGUUUCGGUUCCGACACCGGCUCCGGCUCCAGCUGCCAGCUAUGUGAGCAACAUCUUUGCAGCUGAGCCGGAUGAGUUCGAUGCAUUCUCGGCCAAAUUUGACUCGGUCAAGAAGGACAACAUCAGCAUACUGGAUGGCUUCGGUGGUGGCGGAGGAUCCGGCGCUAUAACACCCACAGGUGGAGAUGCUUGGGGUGACAGCGCCUUUGGCUCGGCCACGACCACGGCGAAUGCCUUCGGCGAGGUCAACUCAACGGACGAUGGCUUCGGCAACGAGGAUGACGACUUCUAUGCGAUGCAAGCGCCGGCGCGUGCCGAUUCGGUCGAGUCUGUGGACAAGGAGUUCAGCGUGGUCAUCAGGCCCAAGGCGGAGGGGUCAGCGGGCGUGGCACCGCAAUUGGUGCCACCGCCGCCGCCGACGCGUGCAGCGGUGCCGACGUCGGCCACAUCGCCGCCAGCGGUGAAUCCAUUCGAGGAUGUUAGCGGCUUUCCGGCACCACCGGCUGCCGCAGAUGGCAGCAUAAAGCGCACAGACUCGCAGGAUACGCCACAGACGCCUCUGUAUGACGAGGAUGUGUCACAGCCGCUGGAGGAGUUCCCGCGCCUCAACUACAUCGGCCCCGGCUGGGAGAUGCAGCUGCGCCAGCCCAACAAGAAGAAGAUCACCGGCCAGCGCUUCUGGAAGAAGAUCUUUGUGCGUCUGGUGAUGCAGAACGAUGUGCCCGUGGUGCAGCUGCUGAAUCAGGCGGGUGACAAGCAGCCGUUCCAGGAGCUGCCCCUGCAGCCCUCCUACUCGGUGUCGGAGAUCGGGGCCCAGCAGUACGAUCAGUUUGGCAAGAUCUUUACCAUGAAGCUACAGUAUAUAUUCUAUAAGGAGCGCCCAGGCGUGCGACCCGGCCAGGUGACCAAGGCGGAGCGCAUCACCAACAAGCUGACCAAGUUCGCACAAUACGCCAUCGCUGGCGACUACGAGGGCGUCAAGGAGUUUGGCAGCGAUCUGAAGAAGCUCGGCCUGCCCGUCGAGCAUGCGCCGCAAUCGUCGCAGCUCUUCAAGAUCGGCUCGAUGAACUACGAGGACAUGAAACAGUUCUCGGUGUGCAUUGAGGAGGCGCUCUUCAAACUGCCGGCGCUGCGCGAACGCGCGCUCACCUACAAAAUGGAGGAGGUCCAGGUGACAGCUGUCGACGAGAUAACCGUGGAGCAGGACUACGAGGGCAAAAUCCUGAAGCAAAUCGCACGCGUGCGCCUAUUCUUCCUGGCCUUCCUCACGGGCAUGCCCACCAUUGAGCUGGGCGUCAACGACAUGUGGCGCCAGGGCAAGGAGGUGGUCGGACGGCACGACAUCAUACCCGUGGCCACCGAGGAGUGGAUUCGGCUGGAGGCCGUCGAGUUCCACAGCGUUGUCAAUCAGCAGGAAUACGAACGCACACGCACCAUCAAAUUCCAGCCGCCAGAUGCCAACUACAUUGAACUGCUGCGCUUCCGUGUGCGUCCGCCGAAGAAUCGUGAACUUCCUCUGCAGCUGAAGGCCACCUGGUGCGUCACCGGCAACAAGGUUGAGCUGCGCGCCGACAUCCUCGUGCCCGGCUUCACAUCGCGCAAGCUGGGCCAGAUUCCCUGCGAGGAUGUCUCGGUGCGUUUCCCCAUACCCGAGUGCUGGAUCUACUUGUUCCGCGUGGAGAAACACUUCAGAUAUGGCUCGGUCAAGUCGGCCCAUCGACGCACCGGCAAGAUCAAGGGCAUUGAGCGCAUACUGGGCGCCGUGGACACGCUGCAGGAGUCGCUCAUUGAAGUGACCUCCGGCCAGGCCAAGUACGAGCAUCAUCAUCGAGCCAUCGUCUGGCGCUGUCCGCGCCUACCCAAGGAGGGGCAAGGCGCAUAUACCACACAUCAGCUGGUCUGUCGCAUGGCACUCACAUCGUACGAUCAAAUACCGAGCGAAUUGGCGCCAUACGCAUUCGUGGAAUUCACAAUGCCCGCCACGCAGGUCUCGCAUACCACCGUGCGCUCCGUGAGCGUGCAGGACUCGGACGCCGACGAGCCGCCCGAGAAGUACGUCCGCUAUCUGGCACGGCACGAGUACAAAGUUGGCAUCGAGACCACGCACGGCGAGUCCACGAAUGCGUAUCUGGCGGCAACGCGUCCCAUCCGGGAGGAGCCCGCCGCCGUGGCCGCCAAGCCGGCCGCCUCGCCGGUGCCGCCCAGCGACUCGGACUCGGACUCCAACUAAGCACUGAUGGAGCACCCAGUGAACUGCAUUGUGGUUCGGUUUCCAGCGCGAUAUAUUCUACAGUAUAUUUUACGCAUCAGCACUCAAGCCUCAACAUCCGGUAUUUGGUUAUCUUUCGUGUUCUCAUCGUAUGAUAAUUUCAUUCGAGAUGCUCCCAGUGGACCCGAUUGACCCAAUCGCGUGCACUGCGAGCAGCUCGAAUAUAUGUAAUAAUGAUUAGUUGACAAUAAAUACAGGAAAUGCAACACCA